Messenger RNA from Mesocestoides corti, 156 nucleotides. Lineage: Eukaryota; Metazoa; Platyhelminthes; Cestoda; Cyclophyllidea; Mesocestoididae. The record is from the annotation of a GenBank genome assembly.
GGUUCCCUUCGAGAACGGCCAAUUACGGAUAGCUUCGGCACAUGGAAAUCCUUGGGAAUUGCCAUUCCUUUUAUAUGCCUCGGUGGUUGUAUAAGCAUGAAAUGUGCUGCAUUUCUUGAAGAACAUGAUAUAUUUGUUCCUGAAGAUGACGAUUGA